ACCUGCACAAAUAUGACGAUUAAUAUGUGGACGUGCAUGACUUUACUCAAAAAACGCCGCCUCUGUUGACUAUGUUUGCCCCCCCCCCCUUUUUUUUCUCCUUCCGGGCUUUUUUCCUCUUUGAUAGUGAUCUUGGUGUACAUGUGUAUCCUCUUAUUUCAAUCUUUCCCUUUGUUCGUUCUUUCUUUAGCCUCACGUUGAGAUGUUUUGAGGUGUGAACGAGUUGAGUUGUAGAGGAGGGCGCUGUCCCACCACACCACACCACACAGCUCUGGGAUCGUUUACCCUUAUGGUGUUGGGGGCAGGAAUCAUUAAGCCGUGGACGUACGAGUAACCCACCCUACCCUCCCUAAAAAAAUGAGUGUCAAGAAUGCCGUGGCCCCGUAUGCUUUUCGAUAAUUUCGCCUCGCCCAGCGCUCCCUCGGGCCGAUCUUUCUACUGCCACCUCACGCUGUUAUAUUAAUCCCACUGCUUUGUACGGCAAAUCCCUCUUAAUCCCUUUCAUAUAGUCUUAGUGGGCUGUGCUUUCAGAGUCAUGAGCACGGCACAUUUCUCCGUGACGAGAACGAGCCGCUCUUUCUAUAACGAACGGACCGGCGCAAUUUUGUAAGAAAAACGGACCCCCCUUCUUUUUCUCGUUAUAUCUCCCCUCACUUCGCCCUCUGUGUUUUCGUCUUCCUUCUCCUGCUUUCGUCCCUCCUCGUCUUUUGUUUAGCUUUGAACCGAAGCCUCAUCGUCAGUCUCAGCUUUCUGUUUUGAUUGUGCUUGUUUUCUUUGAGACGUAUGCUCAUUAUACCUGUCAGCGCCGUGUUUAUGGGAAUUUCAAGUGUUGUUUUCUUGUGCUAAACAGGCGGAGCAAUCGAAGACCUAUUCCAUUGGCGUCACCCGGCCCUGCUCGGCCUAUUCUGUCGCCCGCUGUCGCUGUCAAGUUCCCCCCCAAUGGUGAUGUGAUUGAUAUCCACAGAUCAUUCCUGGCGUCCUCGUCGUCGUUUUCGUCGUCAGAGUCGAAUUGUACAUUGCCUGUCCUAACAACAGCCUUUGAAGGAAGGUGUUCCUGCUUGAAAAACUUCCCGGGCGCCAAAAUUGUUUUACAUUUGCAGCCUUCAACCGUCACUGCAGCAUCAGAGGGUAAUACGUGGACCUUGGCUCGGCGAUUCUCACUCAAACCCCUGAACUACUGAUGGUGAAUUGUGAUAUGAUUGUGAACGUUGACCCUCGCUGUACACUUAUUUGAAUUAAAGAUGAGACGUUUCAAGGCCGCAGUUGCUUUUGUUGUUAGCAGGCCGGAACCGAGUUGACAGCUGUUUCAGUCAGUGAUUCGGUUUUCUCGUACCGAUAGCUCUGGGCACUCUUGAACGAUAGCAGGGUGGCAGAGGGGUGGAUUGUGAAUUGGUCUGGAUGCGGAAAGCACGUGUCCUAAGUCUGAACCUCAAUUCUGAUGUGUUCAGUUGUUGUAAAUAUUUAUAAGAUAAUCCUUCUUGUAGCUGUCUGUGAAUUGACAGUCCUCAAACAAAAGUGACUGAAGACUAAGACCAGAUAAAUUCUCAAAGAGCAAAUGGUUUAACUUUGUAUUUCUAAGAAUUGGUUCGAGUGUCACUGAGCUGCAUCUGAAAUGAUUCGACUUGCCCAAGAGUGGAGUUACAACUGAGGUCUGUUAGACGACAUUCGCUCGAGACCACCUGGCCUUCGGCAACAACAGCUGUCUACCCAGUCUCCCCACCCAGAGAUGAGCGCUGUGCGGACGUACUCACCGGCCAGCUCCGCCGGAAGUUCCAGCACGGACAGCGCCUGCCUGCCACAGCACCGCAUCCAGUGCUCCAAACACAAGGUCGCAGUGGGCGGCCGGAGGUAUGACUCGGCCUCAGAGGCGCUGCAGGCCUACCUACAACAGUUCGAAGGCACCGUAAAUGGAGAAGUCGGCAACAAUGGGCAAGAGUCACCCACAAAGCUUUUCACUUCUCCUGUCAACACAAGUCCAGCUACCUCAGACAAAGGUGUCACAGGGCUCCUGUCCUCUACCUCGGCCCUGUCACCCCGGACAAAGCCACCGCCAGUCCCUGGCAAUCAAAAGGACAUGCCCCUGUCCACAGCCAAAAGUAUGGCGGCCUCGGGACUGCUGGUGGGGACCAACGGCCUCAAGGUUGCUGGAGCCAAGGAGGAUGUUGAGGAUUUGCUCACCUCCAAGGUGUCCCCCAAGCUCCAGGAAGAGGUCACGGAUACUCUGAGAGAGGUCAAGCUCAGACAUUUACUCAAACAAGCAGCACUAAAGUCUCAGAGCAAGGGCCAGACAGGACUGCAGCAGGAGGUUGAAGCUGCCCUAACUCGCUCAGCACAGUUGCUAGAGAGAGUGACCAGAGAAAACAUGGCAGCUGCUCGGAAAGGUAUCGAGAACGGUAGUGAGAUCAGCAGCACAGACAUUCCAACAGAAAUUCUUCUGAGUGACAGCAGCCUAUCCCUCAAUGGCUCUGAGCUGGAUGCUGAAGAGAAGCCAUCUCGACCGACCUAUUCUCCUCACAAGCCACGCCCCCCACGCCCAUCAAGUAACUCCUCUCUGUUAUCACAGUCUCUGUGUGCCCCUGUUUCUUACAGGACACCGCAUCAAUCGAGGGCUCGAACUCGCCGCCCUUCUAUAGACAGUCUACUGCCUCCACCAUCACAUAAUACGUCAUCAAGACUGAAGAGAUCUUCCAGUUCAAGUUCUGCUUCGUUGUCCAAUCAGUCAGACCCGACGGAUAUCCUGCGGCGAAUCAGGAGCCGCUCUGUGUCCCCGGGUCAGAGACAGAGGCUUGCUGCUGGCUCAGCACCAGACUGGGUGGAACAACUAGACUGCUCUGUGAAGAAAUCUGUGCCUAGCUGGGUGGGUGAGCUCAGUCCCUCGGAGGCCUCAGAAUCUCUGUGGGCACACGAAGUUUUAUUACAAAACAAAGACAACAAAAGACCCAAUGGUGUACCCAGCUGGAUUCAUGAAGUGGAAAAAUCUGAUAUCACUGUGGAUGAUGUUUCUAAUGUGACUGGAAAAUUUCGGUCACCUUCUGUGUUAAAAGUGACUCCCAAAACUAACAGGAAAAGAGACGGUUUGAACAUAGAUCAGUGUGACCAUGACGUCAGUCACUUGACCUCUGACUCUCGACCUGGGCUGAACUACUCAGAUUUAAUGACCAGCUUGCCCCAGACACCCAAUGGAGGUUCCAAACAUGUGACCUUCACCGAGAGUCUGAGAGAUCAAAACGACAGCAGCACAAGACAGCGACAGCAGCAACCACAUUCCUUACCUCUACCUGAAGGUCAAACCAGCACUCCGUUACACCCCUCCCUCUCUCGGCCAGCCGCGAGUAAAAUGUUUGACAGUGAUUUCAAUGGAGAGGCCUUCCUACGCAACAAUAUCCUGCCCCAGACGGCAAGAUUGAAAAAGUCUAUUGACAAUUUUGUGUCCUCAUCGGAGAACCUUCAACGCAAGCAUAAUUCUUCCAGCUCCUCUGAUACCGGCAGUGACUGCAAAAGUUUAGAUACCUUGGCCCUGCUGUCUGGCAAACCACUGUCCCGCGCAGAUAUCACUGGUGCUAGUUCCAUUCCCAAAGACAGUAACAUGGCAAGCAAGAGUUUUUCCACAUCCCCAACUGUCUCCCCGGUGAACCCAGCAGGAAGUCCAGUGAUGACUAAUGGCCAUGACCAAGACUCUUCUGAUGGGUUAGAUGGCGACAGGCCUUGGGAGCGAGUCACCAGCACGUUCAAAGCACCAGUGCCUGUGGAUGAUGCUGACUGCCUGGGAAAGUCCCUCUCUAAUCGUGCUUCUCCAGCUAAGGGAAUUGACAACACGUUGUCCGGUGGCAAACAGCCAGGCAGUAUGGAAGCGUUGAAGAACAUGCUCUUCAAGCUGCAAGCUGAGGAGACUUCCAAUCAGGAAGGGACAACUGUGCAGGACAAGGUGGCCCUGGAUCAGAGCCAGGAGAGUCAGUCAUCGGCCGGCAUGGCCAUGAUUCCAGCUCUGCAGGGAUAUGACUUCAAAAUGGAGCCAGGGGGACAUUCUUUAGAAAAGGCAUUGGUGCACUUGAAUCGACUGAAGAAACUAGUGAAGACAAACAGUGAGGAGCAAGGCGAUGGACAGGGCGCUCACUCGGACCAGAGCUCAUGACACACAGCUGCUCUCAGGGCAAGGGGAGACAGCGAGACGAGAUGUCUGUAAACAAGAAUGUUAGAGUAACUGUUUUGAAUGUAUACCUGUGUCCGGCUGUGGUUUAUAAGACUUCAUGACUUACUUGUACAGUUUCAGCAAAAGAUUUCUUAUUUCUGUUCUCUGUACUAAAUUUCAAUGUAGACUCUUUAAAGGCUUAAUAAUCUUUGUUGGUUGAAAGAUGUAAUUUAGACUAUUGACUCUUUAUAGAAGUAAAAUUGUCAUUAACUUUCCUCAUAGUAGAAAAGUGGAGACAACAUUGAAUUUGCUGUUUGGAGAUUGUUUUGGUCUGUGUAAACCUGUGUGCUUAGUAUUGCGUGAAUAGCUCUUAACAAUGACUGGGUGAGUAGUAAGGAUAGCUGGGUUGAUUUCACAGUCUAAUUUCUUGGCCUUUAAAGGCACUCAUUAGUCAUGCAGAUAAAAACAUAGUAUUCCCUCAGUCAGAUUUUCAUUUUUGUCCCAGGAGAUUCACUGUGAUCCUAAUCUUGAAAUGAUGCUUAACCCCAAGGCCCCAAGUGCAGUGUAUACAUUUAGGCACCUUGCUUAACUGGGUACUAAGUGUGCCCCUCAGGGAGUUUUUGUUAUUGAGGUCACAGAAUUGAGCUUCAGACUUUGAUAGCACGUGGUAUAAACGUCAUUCUAUAGACAGCAGCCUCUAUUAACGUAGUUUGGUCACUGUUUGAGUGAGAAUUUUCAACAUGAAACUGACUGACUGUUUCUGAACCAUGAUCCUCUGGAGAAUCAGACAAAAACCAACACUUUUUUUUGACAACUGAUCAAGUGAUGGAUCAGCUAUGUAAUUGAGAUGAUGAUGAGGCUAGUUUCCUUAAAUAUGGCGUCAGUGACUGGGAAAGCAAGUUCAGUGGUUUAAAAAAGUAGCAGUACGAAAAGUUGCAGGUCCAAACCUGAUAUUCAUAGAGGCAUAGGGCAGGUAGGCAUAGCAAGCCAAGUGUUAAAGAGUGUGUAUGCGGCUGGGAAUGUCUAUGGUUUAGACUAGUAAUACUAACAGGCUGGUCUAAGAAUUUUUUAUGAAGAUUUUUGGAUAGGUUUCAAAGUGAUGUUGCCUUCCCAUUUUGCUGCUGCCUUUGCCAUUUAAAAUGUUUUUGCAAAUGGGUUUAUAAUGAGAGAGGAAGAUGCUACUGUUUUAGGUUCAGGAACCCAGGAGCAGGGGUCUGUAACUGUAAAAGUGUUAGUAGGCUCAAGAGGUGAAGUUUCUAAGAGUUUUAAAAGUACACCAUGUUGCUCUAUCAAGUUAUGUGGAUUGCCUGUAAAAUCAAAUGUAUAGUGAUUUCAACCAAUGUUUGGUUGAUUUUUGGAACGCACAAAUAUCAUAGGCCUGAAAUAAUAUCAUAAAUUAUCAAUGUAAAUAGAGACUUGGGGAAGGGUUUCCCCCAUUGCACACCCAUAAAGCAGUUCCUUUUCAAGCAGUAAGAUAAAUGUAAACCACUAAGGAAGGACAAUUUUGUGUGAGCCCCUUUUUUUUCUCUCAUUAUUUGUGUGGAUGCCUGAGAAACGGGAAAAGUCAAGUUUCGGGCUAGAGGUCUACAAAGGUGUAAAAAUGACCACAGGUCAGAAAUGUAGUUCUUUCUAGCAGAGAAUCAAAGAGUAACUAUUCCUAAAUCAUGUUCUCAAAGAAUUUAGCUCAGUUUUAUUUGUAAUUAGUAUAAAAAUGUGGUUAUUUAAGGAGGGUCUAGAAAGAAAAUCUGGAGAUUAAAAAAUGGCUCAAAUGGACCUAUUUUUGAGUGACCUUUUUUGACACAGUCUGGUAGGUUUUAUUUCUACAAAAUCCCUAGCAAGCUGUAUUUGAACAUUCUGAGCGCCUUCUAGUUUACACCAAAAAUUGUUGUAUGUUUUAAUAGAGCUGUUUACAUUCCAGCAGCACUACUUGCGGCUAUGCUUAUCAAGGGUAGGCCAAGCAUGGUAUCAGGUCAGCGUCAAGUUUGACCUUGCUUCCCAGGAUGGGUCUUUUACUCAGGCAUACACACAUUUAGUUACGCCUACUGUUUUAUUGUCUCUAAUUGCUAAAAUUUAUUACUUUGAAAGUAAGAUUUAUUACCUUCCUCUUGCUUUGAUGUUGUAUGUACUGGACCAGUUUAGAGUGAGUACACCAAAGCUGUAAAAUAUAUUUAUCUAUACUCUGUAGUUCUCCUGGUACCUCAUGGAUAUUAAACUCUUGAACACCA
Molecule: messenger RNA, 6354 nt
Organism: Aplysia californica (California sea hare)
Lineage: Eukaryota; Metazoa; Mollusca; Gastropoda; Aplysiida; Aplysiidae
Exons: 10
Coding region: 1727-4132 (801 amino acids)
Source: RefSeq, a predicted model, not a curated record